Messenger RNA from Microplitis mediator, 5174 nucleotides. RefSeq names its product protein toll-like. The transcript is spliced from 4 exons. The coding region runs from base 221 to 3058 and encodes 945 amino acids. Gene Ontology annotation, biological process: toll-like receptor signaling pathway; immune response; inflammatory response. Gene Ontology annotation, molecular function: protein binding; transmembrane signaling receptor activity. Gene Ontology annotation, cellular component: membrane. NCBI's taxonomy places the organism in Eukaryota, Metazoa, Arthropoda, Insecta, Hymenoptera, Braconidae. The record is from RefSeq and is a predicted model, not a curated record.
ACGGGUUUACCUGAUUCCUCAGUCUUGUCUGAAUCUCAUUGCCGGGCACAUCGAGUACUAUUACCAAGUUACACUUGGCUGCAAUUUAAAAUAUCAGUGACAACUUUUUUUUUUGUUAUUAAUUUUUCAUUCGUAUAAAAUUUAUUUAAACAACACACAGCAUCAAGAAGGCAGCAAUAAUUUACAUUGGAGUUAACAAGGAAAAAAAAAGAUUAACAAUAUGGAUAAGUUUUUAAUAUACUUGUUAUUUAUCACAACGGCAUGGGCUGCACAGUGCCCGGGAAGUAAUAAAUGUGAAAACUAUGAAAUAGUUUCAAAUGAUACGCACGAAAUUUAUUACGGUAUCAUUGACAAAAAAAAAUUAUUUUCAAUAUUAUUGGAGGAUGUCUCAGAUUCUGUCAUCAGCUCAAAAUUUUUAUCAAAUUGGCCUCAGUUAUUGGACAUGACUUAUUCUCCAAAAAAUAAAAAUAAUUUGAAUGUUAAUUUUCUGCAAUGUAAAUUUCCUGAGAAGACUGAUGUCAGUAAUGCAGUUCGGAGAAUAUAUAAACAUGUUAAUAUCACUAAAUUAGUGAUACAAUCAUCGUCAUUUGGCGACGGAUUUGCGUCAUUAUCGAAAGGAUAUUUGAAAGACUUUAUAAGUCUCCGUAGAAUUUCGCUGAUUGACAACAUCAUGGAAAAUAUUGGCAAUGAUUUCUUUGAAGGUUUUUCGAAUCUCGAAUAUCUUUCUCUAAGAAAUAAUCAACUGAAGAAAAUUCCUUCCAAACUAUUGGAGCCUUUGUCAAACUUAAAACAAGUAGAUUUAUCAGACAAUGAUUUUUCUACUCUAAGCCCAACGUUACUUCGCAAUAACACGAAAUUAGAAUCAUUUGAAUUGUCAAAUAAUGCUCAGUUUCUUCCUUUGCUGCCCAAUAAAUUUUUUGUAAACUUGAAAAAUUUAAAAGAAGUCAAAAUAACAAAUAGUCAUGUUAUGCAACUCCCAGAUGAUUUAUUUUUAGGAACUACUGGAUUGAAAAAUUUGAAUUUAUCAGCGAAUCAUCUGUUUUACAUUCCACGGGAAUUAUUUGGAGAUUGUAAAAAUUUAAAAACUUUGGAUCUUAGCUCAAAUCAUUUUUCUAAUGAUCUUUUUUUCUCUGAUAACGCAUUUACGUCAUUAAAUAAAUUAGAGAAUCUCUAUUUGUCUAAUAAUAAUAUUACGUCACUUAGCAGCAAUCUUCUUGCUGGCUUAUCGUCACUAAAUUUUUUGGAUAUGAGUCACAAUGACAUGAUAACGAUAGACCCACGUGCGUUUUACAACUUGGGAAGUCUUAAGUACCUCGACUUUUCUAAUAACGUUUUGACAUUAAAAUCGGACAGUUAUAUUGAUGAAUUUGGUCCAAUUUCACCAUUUCACCACAUCAAAAAAUCUGUACGAGAAAUAAACCUUGCCUACAAUAAUAUCAGUGAAAUUUUUGGUGACUGGAUUUUAGCAGCUGAUAUUAGAAUUUUAAAUCUCAGUCAUAAUUAUGUUAAUUCUCUAAAGACGGCAGAUCUUCAAUUUGUAUCACGAGAUGUUUACUUGGAUUUAUCUUUCAACAAAAUAGAGCAAAUUUAUUUUGGAGAAGUUGAAAUUUCUGAUGAAGAUCAUCCAAAAUAUCUUAUCGUGGACAUAGAAUACAAUCCGUUAAUUUGUGAUUGCAACAUGUACAGUACUUUGCAAUUUUUGGAUAACAAAAUGCCUUUCGCAACAGUACUAUUUGAACUGGCUAUUGAUAAAUUGAAAUGCAAUGGAAAAGUUAGCCCACCUAAAACUUAUGCUUGUGAAUUCCAAGAAAUAUUAUUAGAUGACGAAAUUGGAAUGUGUCCUGAAAAUUGCUCCUGCAAAGUCAGACCAGCAGACCAAAGAUUUUUGGUUGACUGUUCAUAUCGAGAGCUUACAGAAGCGCCGAGUGUCAUCAAUUGGUUCCUUUCAGCUGAUAUAGAAGUAAAUUUAACAGGAAAUCAUUUAACAAGAAUCCCAUUUAAAAAUCAAACUGGAUACGACCAAGUCACUGUUCUUUCACUUUCACACAACAAAAUCAGUGAGAUUCCAAUAAAUAUGUCCUUCAACUAUUUAGAAGAAUUGUAUUUAGAUAAUAAUGAUAUAACCAAAAUUGAUGAUGAAGUUUUGGAGAUACUACAGGCAUCAAAACAUCUGAGAAAUCUUACUCUACAUAACAACAAACUGGCAUUCGAUUGCGAUUCAAGUAAUUUACUGACAUUCAUCCAGAAUAUGCAGGUUAAAAUUCCCGAACUACAAAAAAUAACUUACGGCCACAAUGAAAUACCUAUUUCUGAAAUUACUCCUGAGGAAUUGUGUUCAUUGAAUCUCGAGUGGGUAAUAUAUGUUUGUAUGGUAAUCGCUAUUGUAGGAAUAAUUAUUGGAAGUCUUUUCGUAUGGUAUUGUCAUCAUGAACACGAAAUAAAAGUAUGGCUUUAUGCUCAUGAGUGGUGUCUCGGGUUUGUUACCGAAGAAGAGCUUGACAAAGAUAAAAUUUUCGAUGCAUUCAUAAGUUUUUCGCACAAAGACGAAGAAUUCAUAGCAUAUGAAUUAGUUCCAAAGCUACGACAAGGACCUAAUCCACUGAAACUCUGCGUAAAUUAUCAUAGUUGGGUAGCAGGUGAAUGGGUUCCUCAGCAAAUCUCAAAAUCUGUCGAUCAAUCGCGACGAAUAAUUAUUGUUCUUUCUCCAAAUUAUUUGGACAGUAUCUGGGGUAAAUUGGAGUUUCGUGCUGCUCAUAAUCGAGCACUUGAUGAAGGACGAGCUCGAGUUAUUGUUAUUCUUUAUGGCGGUAUCCAGCCAUCGGAUAUCGCUGAUCCAGAAUUAAAAGCGUAUCUCAAUAUGAACACUUAUGUCCAGUGGGAAGACCCAUGGUUCUGGGACAAAUUGAGAUACGCUCUCCCUCAUUCUAAAAAUUUGGUGAAGAAAAAUAAGACUGUAUUUAAAACUCAACGUCCGACUUUACAAAUUAAAAAUGAUAAUACAUCAAAAUUAUUGACCGAGAAAAUUGAAAAAUCUACUCCGGAUAUUUUAGUUAUAUAGUUAUGCUAGAGGACUUAGAUAAUCCAGUGUACCACAGCUGUUUUAAAAAUUAAUUUUAGUAAUGCGCGCCAAAAAUACCGAAGAAAUUGGGUGAAAAGUUCCGAAAUGCGCUGCGAGCAGGUGUAGCAUAACGCAUUUCGGAAUGCACCCUUAUUAAUUAUUCUUAUUGCUUGCGCGGUUAAUUUAAAUAUUUGGAAAAUAAAUUAUUAGAAAUUGGAGAAGACUAAAAAUCAUAAGUCAAAAUAAAAUGGCGGCAGAAUAUGAUAGAAAAAUAUUUAAAAAAUAAAAAAAAAAACACGCAAGUGUUUGAGCAAACCUUGGUGGGGAAAUAAUAUGCAGAAGGGUGUCCUAAUACACUUGGAGAUUUUAUUCAAAUUGCUCCAAGUGUAUUGCAACUAAAAAAACGUCACUUAACUGCUAUUCCCCACCAGAUUAUGCCAGAUGAUUUUGCUCAGGAACUUGGAAGUUAUCAGCAUCAGCAAUUCGCAACACUUUACACUAGCACUGAACACUCAACACUUAACGACACCACAGACACUUUACACAAUUUAAAUUUUACAAACACUCCACAUUUUAAUUAAACAAUUACUAUGAGCAAUAAAUUUUAUGGAUAAUUCCGCGAAUUAAUUGCAAUACUGCGUUUCAAUUUAAACGUAAAGAAGGAUCUGGACUACUACUGCCAGUGUUGAUGAUACUGACUGUCGCUAUUGGACCACCAGUUGAUACAAAGCAAUCGACUUUGCAAUCAUUCGACCGCCCCAAUUUCGCAAAAAUUUAAACGUUGAAUAUAGUGAUACGCAGUAGCGCCAUCAUGGCGCAAAAUUUCAAAAUUGAAAUUUAAUAAUUUUAUUAAAAUUUAUAAUAAUAAUUAUGUUAAUUAGACUAAAAAGUAUGCUCGGAAUUUUUUAUUUUCAUUAAUAAUUUAUUAAUUAUUUAUGAUCCUGAAGUUAGCAGACAAUUAGUAAUUUUCAGAUUUUUUUUUAACAAAUCAAUUACAAAAAAACGAAAACUAAAAAUAUGCACAUGUAGAAAAUUUAAAAAACUACAAAUGCAAUAUUUCAAAUAUUUUUUUUUUUUACAAUUUAUUGUUUAAAAAAAGUCCAAAAAAAUUGUCAACGAGGAAGAACCGUCAGUAAAGCACCCCUAGCGCUUUCGCACUUGAGGUGCGCAAAAUUAUUAGACGUCAGCUAACUUCAGUAUCAUAAUUAUUCUUAUUACUUGGGCGGUGAAUUUAGACAUUCGAAAAAUAACUUAUUAGAAAUGGGAGAAAAAUUAGAAAUCGUAAAUCAAAAUAAAAUGGCGGCAAAAAACGAUAGAAACAUUUAAAAAAAAACACGCAAGUGUUUCGCACAAAAAUCGUGCUGCUACGACGUCUGCUGUUGAGCUGCAGCGCUGCACUACGCUACAGCAUUUCGGAAUGCACCCAUUAUCUCUUAAAAAUUUGGCUCUCGCUGAAUUUUUUAAUUUUACAUCUAUUAAGUUAUAAAAGAAAGAUUUGUAUUUGUAUACUUUAAUAAAUAAUAUGUAUUGUGUAUUACAAUAAACAUAAUUUCUAUUUAUGUACAUAUAACUCCAUUUAUUUGAAGGAUAUACUUAUAUAUCAUGUUUGUGUUCGUAGCCUAUUAACUUUUUUUUUCGGACUCUGAACUGUGAAUCCAAAGAAAAAAAAAAAUUUUUUUCUUUGGUAUGCUAAGUAGAGUUUACCUACAUUUCCAACCCAUGUAACACAAAUAUUACUACAGGUAUCAGUCGAAGGCAUUAGUCAUCAUACAAAAUGUUCUAACCCCCUAGACUGAUAUAUUCAAACUGUAGUAAUAUUUUUGGGUUGGAUUAUAAUAUAGGUCCAGCAAUGUCCUAGAGAUGAAUUGCUGGACACGGAAGUGGGGUCACACCUGCGUAGCCAAACUGUCAAACAGUCCUCAGUAGAGGCGCUGUUUUUCAGUAGCCUAUUAACUUAACCUGGUUCAUCAUUAAUCAGUUAACCUGGUCGUUACAGGUUAUCUGUAUACUAAAACUAAAACAUAAAAAGUACAAAAAAUGUACAUAUCUCUUUAUGUAAUUAGUUGUAAUCCAAAAUAUUAAUGUAAUUAUUAUUAAGUUCACUGUAUUUAUUCAU